Molecule: messenger RNA, 367 nt
Organism: Paramecium pentaurelia
Lineage: Eukaryota; Ciliophora; Oligohymenophorea; Peniculida; Parameciidae
Source: the annotation of a GenBank genome assembly
AAUGAAUGAAUAUCCUCAAAACUAGUUUUAAUAUAUCAAAACCUACUUUCUGAAGAAUAGUAUUGCAAAAUAAAUAAUACCAGAUAAUUUAGAUGAUAUUUAACCAGAGUAAUCAUUGAAUUUAUAUUUAGAACAUUAGAUGAAUACUCUACCAACCAUUAAUCCCAUAGAAGAGUUAAAUCUGAUAUAGUGUAAAAAAAAGAAACAUAAAAGCUUAAGUUCGUUUAAUAGUUUUCAUAACAAACCGAUACAUCGACAUAAAAUCAAAGCUUCAAAUCAUAAGGUAUUUUGAAAAAAUCGCAAAGAAGCACAACUAACCAGAGUGAUAAAACUAGGUCCCAUAAAAAAAAAGUACAUUUUCUAUGAG